Gongylonema pulchrum is the source of this 504-nucleotide messenger RNA. The record is from the annotation of a GenBank genome assembly. NCBI's taxonomy places the organism in Eukaryota, Metazoa, Nematoda, Chromadorea, Rhabditida, Gongylonematidae.
AUGCGCUUUAGCAGAUUUUUUUGGUGCCUCACAUUUUCAAAAGGCUCACAGUCAAAGUCGGCGGAGCCCGAACGGGAUAAAAAAACUCAGUUACACUUUUAUCCGGUAAAGGUGAGCAGUGGACCGAGUUCUUCGAAAAAGCAGAAAACAAGUCACAGUGAUAAUCCGCCGAUUGAAGAACCCGUUGGUUGGGUGUUCGGGACUCGAUCACGCACAUCUUCUACCAAUGCUGAUUCGGUCGAAUCAACGAGCGCUCGCACAAUUUCUGGUCCUCCGUAUCACGUUGCUCAUAAGUUAAUGCAAGAGAAUGGCUUCGAGGAACAAGUGUACACGAAAUGGCGGGAAGCAUGCUUGGGGCAGCGCAAACAUGUUGGAUAUGGUACCACCGAGAUGAACACUUAUUUCCGCUUUUUGUCAUUCUUCUUGCAGGACCAUUUUAACCGAAGCAUGUACCAGGAAUUUAAGCAGCUAGCUAUCGAGGAUGCUGAAGCGGGUACGGUAUAG